AUGGUUAGCUUUUGCGCACAGCUUUUGAAUGAGGACUGAGGUCCACGCGAACACAAUACGGCCACCAAAAGCAAUCAAUAAAAGGAGUUCGUGAAGUGAUGUUUCAUUUGGAAAGUACUUCCCUCAACAUGAGGGUCUGCAUCUGAUUUUUUUUUUUUUAAAUAUUGAACACAGGCUGACUUUUGGUAAAAAAGUUCAAUAUCCAUUAUUAUUCCACAGUUUGGGCUGAACGGAUCUGGGCGCAAUUACGCACAGCAGCAUGAUGGCACUGAUGUUGGACAGACGCGCGCCCGCGCUGCUCUUGGUCUGGAGCUAUUGCGUCCUGGCAGAUACAGCCUUUACGAACUUUACUCUGGACAACGAGUUCCACUCCAGCUUUAUCCACCGCCGGCUGAAGAGCCAGGAGCGCCGGGAGAUGCAGCGGGAGAUCCUGUCGAUCUUGGGGCUGCCGCACCGGCCGCGACCCCACCUUCACGGGAAGCACAACGCCGCCCCGAUGUUCAUGCUGGACCUGUACAACGCCAUGUCCACGGAGGGAGACGAGAACAGAUACUCCUACCCCUACAAGCCCGUCUUCACCACGCAGGGCCCCCCGAUAGCCAGCCUGCAAGACAACAAUUUCUUGAACGAUGCAGACAUGGUGAUGAGCUUUGUGAAUUUAGUGGAACAUGAUAAGGAAUUCCUACCUGUGCGUCGGCACCAUCGGGAAUUCAGAUUUGAUCUUUCACGAAUCCCAGAGGGGGAGGCAGUCACUGCUGCCGAGUUUCGCAUAUAUAAGGACUUCAUCCAUGAACGUUAUGAUAAUGAGACGUUUCGCAUCAGUGUCUACCAGGUGUUGGAGGAGCACUCUGACAGGGAGUCAGAUCUUUUCCUGCUGGACUCCAGAGUCAUCUGGGCAGCAGAGGAGGGUUGGUUGGUGUUUGACGUGACAGCAACCAGUAACCACUGGGUCCUGAACCCUGGCAGGAACCUGGGUCUACAACUGGCCCUGGAGAGCAAUAACGGAGAGAGUAUCAAUCCUCGUGUGGCAGGACUGAUUGGUCGCAGUGGGCCUCAGAAUAAACAGCCUUUCAUGGUGGCCUUCUUCAAAGCCACCGAGGUGCACCUGCGAAGCAUCCGCUCCGCGUCAGGAGGGAACAAACAACGGAACCCCAACCGGUCCAAAGGCGCAAAGAGCCAAGAAGCACUCAGAGUGGCCAAUGUUGCAGAAAACAGCAGCGCUGAUCAGAAGCAGGCGUGUAAGAAGCAUGAACUCUACGUCAGUUUCCGAGACUUGGGCUGGCAGGACUGGAUCAUUGCUCCAGAAGGAUACGCAGCAUACUACUGUGAGGGAGAGUGUGCCUUCCCGCUGAACUCCUACAUGAAUGCCACAAACCAUGCCAUUGUGCAAACACUUGUUCAUUUCAUCAAUCCAGACACAGUCCCUAAACCUUGCUGUGCCCCCACGCAGCUCCACGCCAUCUCUGUGCUCUACUUUGACGACAGCUCCAAUGUCAUCCUCAAGAAAUACCGCAAUAUGGUGGUCAGGGCAUGUGGCUGCCACUAGACCAUCAGAACCCCCCUACACCAACCCCCCCCCCCCAUACACACACACACACACACACACACACACACACACACACACACACACACACACACACACACACACACACAUGCACGUGUGAUCACACUGCCAGCAACUGUGGAGGUGGCUGUCAUCUGACGCAGGGUAAAACACGGCCAAAUGUGUUACAUUUGAUUUGGGAAGGAACUUUUCUUUUAAGACUUCUCAUCACAAUGCAACAUAUGCAUCCACUCACACACGCACGCACACACAUGCACUCACAUUUGUGCUUUCUACUGUGUAUACAAGACAUUUAAAACAGUGAUUGUACUUUAUAAUCAUUCUUUCAAAGUCAGCAAUCAUGUGUUUAUUUCAAUGAUCACAAUAACUAUUGUAAUUCAUUAUGUUCAUUACGCAUACAUGAAUAUGGGGCUGAGAGGAAAAUGGAUGGAAUCUAUAUUUCCUCUAUGUACAAUACAGUGUAAAUAUUUGUUAUUUUUUUUCCAACAAAACAAAUGUAUUUAUUUCCUGCAAUGUCACUUGGAUUGGUGUUUUUUUUUUUUUUGUUUUCCAGUACGCAAUGCUGCCUGGUCUCUUUCUUGUGACAGUAAACAUGAAAUGAAAUGUUCACAGGAAACUACUUCGACAAGAGUGUUGCCUCAAACAUUAGACACAUUUUUAACAAACAGCCGUAUGAACAUCUUGUUCUCCGUCCUCGACAUUUUCAGGUUUGUACUUCUCUGCUGUAAUAUAAUCUGUCAUAUUUAAAUGGUCUAUUUAUUGAGAGCCGGAUAAAUUGUUCCACAGUGGGCUCCAAUGGUUCAACUAUGUUUAACUGCUGAACUGGUACAACAAUAAACUGGGAUAAAAUCUUGACAAGUGUUUUGUAAUCUAAUCAAAGAAGAGGAGGAAGACACGUGCACAAAUAGUACUAUUUCCCUAAUCCUUAAAAGCAGGCAUAUUUGGAAAAAAAGAAACUGGAAACCGAAUGCAAUGAUUUGGAAAUUUCAUAAAGUAGAACAGCAACUUGUCUCAAGAAAAUUGGAACAUGAGCAACAAAUGACAGGUGGUAGUAAACUGAAACAAAUACAGGAACAUCUUGUAGAUCAUUUAAUGAUAAUAUGUGAUUACAGUAAGUAUAAAAAGAGCAUGUUGGAGAGGAAGAGUCUUACAAUAAAAGAUGGGCAGCGUGUCACAAAUCAGUCAAAACUAUUUAAAAAUGAUGACUAAUUUCAGAAUAAUUAUUCUAAGUGCAAACUUGCAAAAACAUUGACUAUUUCAUCCUUUGCAGUGCACAAUAUCAUCUAAAACUUCUGAGAAUCUGGAGAAACCCACAAAUGUGGGUUAAAACGCUAUCAUGGAAAGAUGAAACCAUAUUUGAGCAGGAUCCAAGAAGGCUGCCAACCUCUCUAGCCCAAAGUUGUUUUAUUCAUUUUUUAUGAAAUAAAAUUGGAAAAUGUUCUGUGGUCAGGGAAGGUUUUUUCAGACGAGGUUUUGAAUAUUUGUACAUGACAAUGCAAAAGCACAUGUUCCAAACCUCAGUGAAGAGCAGACGAGUCUGGCUGUUGAACUGGCUGUAAACACAGACUUAGAACCAGCUAAAAGCAUUCAGUGCACCGUAACAUGAAAAUGAAGACCCAGGUUUGCUGA
Cololabis saira (Pacific saury) is the source of this 3193-nucleotide messenger RNA. RefSeq names its product bone morphogenetic protein 7b (gene bmp7b). The coding region runs from base 260 to 1546 and encodes 428 amino acids. Gene Ontology annotation, cellular component: extracellular region. Gene Ontology annotation, biological process: SMAD protein signal transduction. The record is from RefSeq and is a predicted model, not a curated record. Gene Ontology annotation, molecular function: growth factor activity; cytokine activity. Lineage: Eukaryota; Metazoa; Chordata; Actinopteri; Beloniformes; Belonidae. The transcript is spliced from 7 exons.